Messenger RNA from Vanessa tameamea, 1629 nucleotides. RefSeq lists its product as uncharacterized. The transcript has a single exon. Bases 92 to 1300 code for a protein of 402 amino acids. The record is from RefSeq and is a predicted model, not a curated record. Lineage: Eukaryota; Metazoa; Arthropoda; Insecta; Lepidoptera; Nymphalidae.
UUAAUAACUUUGCAGUUCAAACACUGAGUGCGCAGGAGCUGUUGCUGUUACCGUUUAUGUAUUUUGUGAAAGUGAAUCUACUGUGAUAAUUAUGCAUCACUGUUCUUAUAUAUUAUUUUUCCUGCUUUUAUUACUUUCUAAUUAUGAAUUCGUAACAUCGAAACGAUUUACUGGUGGGCAUACAUAUCCAAAGUCCGGUGGCUUUUCUGGCGGUGGACGCCAUUCAUAUCCUUCGUCUGGGGGCCUUUCGGGAAGUGGACAUCGACCAUCAGGAGGCAGCCAUGGGUAUCCGACAACUGGAGGUUUGUCAGGAGGAGGUCACGGCUAUCCAUCACCUGGCGGAGGAAGUCAUGCGUACCCUUCACCUAACACUCACACUGGUAGUCACGCGUAUCCGGCAUCUAAUACACAAACUGGCAGUCAUGGAUAUCCCGCUGGUAAAGGAUUAUCUGGCAAUUCAAACACAGGAGCUGGACAUACCACUAAUGUACACUACCAUUACAACUACAAUCCUCCGCAGCAAAUUCGUUACACUCCCACGCAUGGUGGGUCGCCUGUGAAUUAUCCAGUUUAUCACUCACCACCUCCAACUUAUGUGUAUAAAUAUAAGGAUUCAGGAAGUAAGUAUGGUACGCUAUUGGCUGGUUUAGCGCUUCUUAACCUUGGAACGCUCGGCGUGAGCGCUUAUGCUCUAAGUAAGAGUCAUUCGAAUUAUACACCAAAGCCAGGUGAAAUAUGCAAAUUUGCUAUUAAAAAAGAUAAUGGAGAUUAUGAAGAAACUAAAAUAGACUGUAAUUUGAUAUCUAGUUUUAUAUACCAGGAAGAAGCUAAAACUCAAAGUGGAGGUACGAACACAACUGUCGUAACAACGGUGACAAAUAUUACAACAAUAAAUGCACCAAAUAACAGUGAUCCAAGUCCAUCACCAGUAAAUGCAAAUCCUUUGUAUGAAAUGUUACCAAAUGGCACACUGGUUCCUAUAAAUGCGACAGCUGCAAAUACAACAACAGUUGACUCAAACAAAACAGCCGAUGGCACAAUGGCAUCUUCAGUAACAAUCACAACAACCAAUACUACAGUGACUAAUGCGUUGGAUGUGAAAGGUAAACCGAUUAAUGUUACACCAGGAAUGCAGUGUUUUGUGAUAAGUCAUUCACCAGUAAGGCAUAUGAAGAAGGCUGUUCCUUGUGGCUUAUUACAAACAUACGCUGAACAAUCAUUGAAAAAAAAUUCAGCUUCAAGGAAUGUGCCCAUAAUUUCAAUAUUUAGUGUGGCUUUAGCGAUAAUUGUUGCUUAUUAAAAAAAUAUGUUGAUAAUAAUCUCAAUUUUUUAAUAUACCGUACUAAUUUUACAUUACUUUUAAAGUGUCUCUUAUGGUCCAGACAAGAUUUGUUUAUUAGUUAGUUAAGUGUGUUAUAGAUAGAAAUAAACAUCACAACUUAAAUAAAUUACUUGGUCAACUCACGGUAAUUUGAAUUGUGACUGAUCUAUUAUCUUAUUCAGAAAUUUUGUAUUUUAAGACAAUGUAUUUAAAUAAAACAUAGAUUCGAAAAUUGUCUCGAGUAUUUUAAAUGUGAUAUUAUAUACUUGCAACUAUUUUUUGAUAUUGUUGUAUUUGUUUAUGAGUAU